AUGUUUCUGUCGUACUCCGCCGUGCCUUUGUUCGCUUUCACGAUACUGUUGAAUUUCUUCUUCUUGUACUCACCCAUCGAAUCGGCGAUAAACGGAAUGAUCUACGAUACGUGCCAGGAUUGUCUGGCUAGCCCAUGCCACGCAAAUGCAAACAGGCCGUGCAUUUCCAGAUCCGACGGCGGGUACUUCUGUUUCACGUGUGAUACCGAAAAUGGCAACCAACAGUUCUACAGCGAAGACGAAUGCAAGAAAGGCUGCCUGGACCCGAAGUGGUCGUGCAACUGUAACGACGCGUGUUUCGUGUGCAUCGCAAAUGAUGCCAUCAAAAAUGCUAGUUUAGCGAAUUGCGAUUUGCCAACCAAGGAGGACUUGGACGUAACGUGCGUGUAA
Molecule: messenger RNA, 390 nt
Organism: Macrosiphum euphorbiae (potato aphid)
Lineage: Eukaryota; Metazoa; Arthropoda; Insecta; Hemiptera; Aphididae
Source: the annotation of a GenBank genome assembly